AUGGGGACGUCGUGGUUGGCGCUGCGGCCUGAGGUGAUGCGAUGUAAAUAUAGGUUUCUUCGCUAUCACCAAGGUCUGAGUGAGCUGUGGGCAGUCUGGUGGUUGGUUGCAGAUGUUGAGUUGAGGUAUGUUGAGAUUCCUCGUGGUGCAAAGCGAAAGUUCUCCAAAGUCCUUCAGUUUCAGAUGCCUCUGAUUCAAGCAACAAGAAUCGUCGUCAAAGCGAGACUGGACCAACGUGAUGAUUAG
This is a messenger RNA of Penicillium antarcticum, 246 nucleotides long. RefSeq lists its product as uncharacterized. The record is from RefSeq and is a predicted model, not a curated record. Bases 1 to 246 code for a protein of 81 amino acids. Lineage: Eukaryota; Fungi; Ascomycota; Eurotiomycetes; Eurotiales; Aspergillaceae. The transcript has 4 exons.